UCUUCUCUUCAGUCCAAUUCAAACCACUACAUCAGCAGGGAGGAUGCCAAGAUGGUGACUGCAGCUUCCGAGUAGCAGUAGGAGAUAGAGCAUAGGUCGUUGUCCAGAAAUACCAACGAACCAGUUCAUCGAUCCCUGCAGCAUAGAGCCGCAAGCUACUUCCCCCAAUCUCCCGUACGUAGGAGUUCAACUGGCCUUUCUUUGAGAUGACACGAUCUAACAGCCUCGCUGAGGAUCCUAGCAGCCAUGACCAUCCUCUUCCUGCUAGUUCCAACAAUGAGCUGCCACCCCAAGCAGCCGAGGCAGGUGGCUCUCGACCCCAAGCAGGCCACCCUAUUGUCGGCAUCGACCGCCCUACAAAGAAGCUUCUCAGGUGGCUCUCGCCCCUGGAGGGGACGGGCAAGAGGCUCAGAAUCAUGUCCAUCGUCGGACCUACCGGCAUGGGCAAGACGACACUUGCCUUGGAGCUCCGCAAAUGGAUCAGCUGCCAAGCAAGUGGAGGGCACCACUAUUUCCAGUUCAACGUUAUGGCCCAGGCGUCCCGGAGGGCCGAUCGAAACGAGCUUCUUCUUCGAGACAUCCUCUCACAGAUUUCAGAUCCAGCACCGGCAGGCGCGCCUGAGCCAACACAAUCCAUGCCAUUGGAGCUGCUAGUUCCCCUUGUUUCGCAGCGCCUGCAAGAUAAGAGAUACUUCAUCCUGAUUGAUGAUAUGUACAUGCGGCGAGAAUCGGAUUGGGAGAAAAUCAAGGGCGCGUUUCCUGAUUAUAAUGUCGGGAGCCGAAUACUGAUCACAACACGCUUUCCAAGUAUAGCAUGGUUGUGUUGCUCUGAUUCUGGUGGGCUUGUGCAUGUGAUGAAGCCUCUGAACAAGAUGGAUUCAAAAAUGCUGCUUCUAUUGAAAGCUUUUGGUUCUGUAGAUGUUAUGCUACCAGAAAAUGUUAAGCUAUAUGCUGACAAAACCUUGAUGAGAUGUGAAGGUAUACCAUUGUUCCUAAGUGGCAUGGCAGAAUGCUUGAAGCAACAACUGCAACAGCAGCAGCAGCAGCAGGACCAACAACAUCAAGAAGAGGCCGAGGAUGAGGUGCAUCAGAGAAAUGGAAUUUGUAGCGAGGAACAGGUCCCCCAGCUACCAAAACAGAUCGAACAAGCACUAGCCUCUACUUUUGAUGACAUUCCUUAUGAGUUGAGGUCACUAUCAUUGUACAUGAGCAUGUUUCCAUAUGGGUACAAGUUUGACAAGGACCGGCCCGUCAUGAAAUGGUUGUGUGAAGACCUUACAGAUGAUUGGGAUGAGUGGCGCAAUGUUGAAGAUGCAGACGCAGAGAAGUACUUCUUCCAGCUAGUCGAUACGAAUGUCAUCACCAUGAUGGCAGCAAGUUACAAAAGCAAUCAGGAUGAAGCCGAGGCCUCUCAGUGGCAUGUGAAUCAUUUCAUGCAGCAGUUCCUGGCCUCCAAAUCAGCAGCGACAGGCUUUGCUUUCACCGGUGCCACACUCAAUUUAGAAGCAGCAUCAGCAACAGGCCAUGGCAACAAAACCAGGAUACGGCGGAGGCUUGCCGUCCACCAUUCAGAUCCCUGCCUCCCAUCGCUGUUUGAAACAAUUGACUUGUCUCAAACUCGUUCCCUAGCUGUGUCUGGUACGAUCAGCAGAAUUCCUUUCGAUAAGUUUAAUUUAGUAGUGCUGGAUCUCGAAGGUUGGGAGAAUUUGGAAGAUGAUGAUCUACGGCAGGUAUGCAGAAGCAAAAUGUUCUUUCUACAGUAUUUGAGUGUUAGGAAUACUCAAGUAAAAAAGCUCCCAGAUGAGAUCAAGGAGCUGUGCAGUCUGAUGAUGUUGGAUCUAAGAGGCACACAGAUACGCCAGUUGCCCAAGCAAAUUGUGGGGCUUCGCUCAACUUUGCGUGCUCUGCUCCUUGGUAGUGAAGGAAUGAUUAAUCCCAUUGCACCAGCGGGUGUACAACAUUUGCACAUGCUAUCGACACUAGCCACCAUUGAUUUGAGUGAACAACCUGCAAGCUUCGUUGAGGCUCUCGGUGCUAUGGAGAACUUGAGGGUGCUUGCAAUAACAUGGUCUUUUCACCAGUCUAGCGACGGAACCUACCGUGAAGCAUUACGGUCAUGUGUCAGAAAGUGGAAAUGGCUCAAGUCGUUGACCAUCCACUGUGGACUCGGGUGCUCCAUGGAAUUUCUGGGCGUACUGCCUGAUCCUCCUCAGAAUCUAGAGCAGUUCAAGGUGACAGCAGGAAGAUUUGUAACUGUUCCCAAAUGGAUCAGGAAUCUCCAAUUUUUAUCUUCCGUGCAAAUCACCGUAUGCAGACAAGACACAGAUGAUCUGAAGAUACUCGGACACUUGAUCAACUUGGAGUGUUUAGAACUACGCUUGGACUUCAUUCCGGAAGAAGCUAUAGUGAUUGAAAGUGCAGGAUCAUUCCCUGAGCUUCAGAGGUUUUCUGUGGACUGCCCUGUGCCAUGGCUCACUUUCAGAACAGGAGCUAUGCGGAAGCUCGCAUAUCUUCAACUGAAAUUCUUGUCUUGCCCGGCGAGCAGCCAGACUAGUGUUCCUUCAGGUAUCGGCAGCCUCCAAAGUCUUACUGAGGUAGCCUUGUGCUACCACGAAAGGUACUCCGACAGCCCCAACGUCAAGGUGAUAGAGAAGGUAGUGAGGGAAGCAGUUGCGGACCACGAUAACCAGGUCGACCUGUUCAUCAAUGGUGUGCAAUACUACGAUGUUCAAGCAGCUGACGAGGAGACAGGGUACUGCAAUCAGAACUCAAAGUGGAAUCGAUGCUGAAAUUAAAGAUGAUGUUCUAGCAAUUGAAGCUGAUGCUGCAAGGGAUGCCUUGCUCAAGACAAGGUAAUCACGUGCUGUUGGAUGGAAUGCUGUAUAUGAAUCACAUCAGUUUUGUAACAACUUUUUAUAGGCUUUAUGUUUUGCUGCUGUGAUGAUCUCCCCUUGAGUGGUGUCAAUUGCAAGAAAGAUACAGAUGCUUUACUUCAACGAAAGACAAGAAGAAGAGUUCCAUCCUGCCAUCUUGGCAAUGAUAUUACAGGAUGAUAUACCUGCUUCGACACUCUAUUGGUUGCAUGUAUCUGUAUGACUGUAUCUUAUAUCAGAUGAUGUCUCUGCUUUGCUAGCAGUCAACUCCCUCCACUCUGAAAUAUUUGUCACCAUUAUUGAUAUUUUUCAUUCGUUUGGCUA
Setaria italica (foxtail millet) is the source of this 3197-nucleotide messenger RNA. Its product is annotated as putative disease resistance RPP13-like protein 1. The coding region runs from base 207 to 2789 and encodes 860 amino acids. Gene Ontology annotation, biological process: defense response to other organism. The record is from RefSeq and is a predicted model, not a curated record. The transcript is spliced from 2 exons. Gene Ontology annotation, molecular function: ADP binding. Lineage: Eukaryota; Viridiplantae; Streptophyta; Magnoliopsida; Poales; Poaceae.